GCGCUAUUGAGGUAGCAUGAAGAAAUUUGUUAAAUGUAUUUGUAAAUAAACACCUACACCAAAGGUGCCAGUCCAGGCAGAAGCGCUCGUAAUUUUACAAUGCUAAUGCUGCGUCGUCUAGUCGGCUAUAGUGCCCUGGGUGCCGGCCUUAUUGGCACAGCCCGUAGUCUGCAUACAAAUGACUAUGAUCUGAAUUCUUUGGGAUUGGUCCGACUCACGCGGUCUGCAUGUGCGGUCGUCGAUGUGGCGUUGACCUACAAACGGGAACUCUACUACAGGGAAUGGGAUAAAUCCACACCAGAGUACAAAGCGGAGAAGAGUCGUGUCCACAAAAUUGCCGCCGAGAAGCUUCUGGAACUGAUAUGCACAAAUCGUGGAGUCUACAUCAAAGUGGGCCAACAUAUUGGCGCUUUGGAGUAUCUGCUGCCCAAGGAAUUCGUGCAAACAAUGAAGGUCCUACACUCGGAUGCACCACAGAAUCCCAUCGAAGAUUUAUUUAAGGUCAUCAAACAGGAUUUAAAGCAAAAUCCUGAGGAUAUAUUCGAUAGUUUUGAACGAGAACCACUGGGAACAGCCUCCCUGGCUCAAGUUCAUAAGGCGCGUCUGAAAACGGGCGAAAUUGUCGCUGUUAAGGUCCAGCAUCCGUAUGUAAAGGGUAAUAGCCUGGUGGAUAUGAAGACCAUGGAAUUGGCUGUCAAAAUGUUGGCUAAAAUAUUUCCCGAUUUCAAAAUCCAAUGGCUGGUGGAAGAGUCAAAGAAAAAUCUGCCAAUUGAAUUGGAUUUCCUCAACGAGGGUCGCAAUGCCGAGAAGGUGGCCAAACAAUUUGUGAAGUACGAUUGGCUAAAGGUUCCCAAAAUCUAUUGGGAACUGAGCACAUCCCGAGUAUUGGUCAUGGAGUAUCUAGAGGGUGGACAUGUCACCGAUUUGGAUUAUAUAAAGAAGAAUCAAAUAGACACGUUUGCGGUGGCCAAUCGAAUUGGACAAUUGUAUUCUGAAAUGAUAUUCUCCACCGGCUUUGUGCACAGUGAUCCGCAUCCGGGCAAUAUAUUAGUACGAAGGACGCCGCAGCAUAAUUUAGAAAUCAUACUGCUCGAUCAUGGUUUAUAUGCCAAUUUAACGGAUAAAUUUCGUUAUGACUAUUCCAAUCUUUGGCUAAGCAUAUUGAAUGUGGAUCGCAAGGCUAUGCGCAAACAUAGCGAACAAUUGGGCAUUAAGGGGGAUCUAUAUGGUCUCUUUGCCUGCAUGGUAACAGGACGUCCUUGGGAGACAGUAAUGCAGGGCAUUAGUAAAGUUCAAUAUUCCAAAGAAGAGAAAAAUACUCUCCAAAGUAAUACCUCGCUGGUGCUGCCUCACAUUUCGGAUGUUCUCGAACAGGUGGAUCGUCAAAUGUUGCUCAUAUUGAAAACGAAUGAUCUAAUACGUGGCAUUGAGUCCACACUGAAGACCCAGAAUCGCAUGACUGCCUUCUGGGUAAUGUCCAAGUGCUGUGUACAAUCAUCCUAUGCCGAACAAAGAAGUCAUACGCAGCUGAGCAGGAGAACGCAGACAUGGCUAAGUCUAAAGGAACGCUGGGACUUAUUCAAAUUGAAUAUCUACUACCUCUACUUGGGACUGAUUAAUUUCGGUUUCCUUACCGCACUCAAACAGAUUUUAUAAAAACAGACACACACAAAGUACAAAACAAAUGAAAUGAUAAAGAUCAAGUUUACCUCGUUGUCUUUGGAGGGCCAAAGCUCGUGCAUUGGCUUCUUUUUUGCGUUGCAUGGCACUCUAUUUGUUGGUUUUUAGAGACACAGAGAGACGGAAUAGAUAAAGAUUUAAAGACAAAUUAGAUAAGCACAAAGUUGAAACGGAUGGGGUCAGGUCAUGCUUACAAUAAUGAGAGCCGUAGGCAACAAAAAAAUAAAAAGGAAUACUAGAAACACAUAAACUCCAUAUGUCGGAUAGAAAUAAUAAAAUGGUGCAUCGUAAUCUUCAUUUGGAUAGUCAUUGAAUGGAGUAGUAGUUUCCCAAGAAGAAUUGUAUACAAUCGAAGUUUUGUAAUCCGUUAUGUUAAUUGUGUAAUAACUUGUUGUUGCCGUUGUAUUCACAGAUGGAGCCAUUCUUUUUUUUUUAAGACUGAAAACUUGAACCGAAAUAUAUGUAUUUCCGUGUCGUUGCGUGGGCGUUUGCUCGUUAGUGAAUCAAAAUCGAAACUAAAGAAAAAAACCUGACCGACAAAUUGAUGAUUGCCCGACCAAACACCUCCCCAUGGGUCAGGUUCACCUAUACAGACAGAGAGAUAUUUGCUUUGUAAUCAUUAGCUGAUAAGGCAUGAAGGAUUUCAGUAGCUUACAAGUUUUUUCUUGUUUUUUUUUUUUUUUUUUGGGGCUAGGUAACGAAUGUUUAUCAAAUUCUGAUGAUACGAUAAAUAUGUGCGCAAAAUAGAUAUGCAUUGUAUAUAAUAUAUACAUAUAUUCUACACUGACAAAUUCCAUGAUUUAUUACCUUUUUUUUUUUUUUAA
This is a messenger RNA of Drosophila willistoni, 2504 nucleotides long. It is a transcript of the gene Adck1, whose product is annotated as aarF domain-containing kinase 1. The record is from RefSeq and is a predicted model, not a curated record. The coding region runs from base 100 to 1656 and encodes 518 amino acids. The transcript has 3 exons. NCBI's taxonomy places the organism in Eukaryota, Metazoa, Arthropoda, Insecta, Diptera, Drosophilidae. Gene Ontology annotation, cellular component: mitochondrial inner membrane. Gene Ontology annotation, molecular function: protein kinase activity; ATP binding. Gene Ontology annotation, biological process: lipid homeostasis; protein phosphorylation; mitochondrion organization.